Molecule: messenger RNA, 708 nt
Organism: Stegodyphus dumicola
Lineage: Eukaryota; Metazoa; Arthropoda; Arachnida; Araneae; Eresidae
Product: piggyBac transposable element-derived protein 3-like
Source: RefSeq, a predicted model, not a curated record
AUGCUUUCCAAGAAUUUUCAAAAAUGGGGCAUUUUCCAUGAAAAUUUGUCUGUUGAUGAAAUGAUCGUCCGGUAUUAUGGUCAUCAUACACUGAAACAGUUUAUAAAAUCUAAACCUAUUAGAUUUGGGUAUAAACUCUGGGCUCUGUGUGGCAACGAUGGAUACUGUUAUAACUUUGCACUGUAUUGUGGAAAGGAAACAAAUACUUCCGAAUCUGACAAACUGCCUUUAGGUACAAAAGUGGUGCUAAAUCUACUAUCUAUUGUAGAAGAUCCGAAGAGCCAUCGUGUUUAUUUUGAUAGUUUUUUUACCAGUCAUGCGUUACUGAAAGAACUGAAGUUUAGAGCUAGUGGAACAAUUCGAGAAAAUCGUACUGAAAAAUGCCCAAUUAUGGAUGACAAGAAAAUGAGUAAGAAAGAGAGAGGGUUUUACGAUAGUAAAUUUGACACAACAAAUGAAAUUCUUGUUGUCAAAUGGAAAGACAAUAAGUGUGUUUCAUUGGCCACUAAUUUUGACACAAUAAUGCCACUCUCUUCAGUACAAAGAUGGAGUGUAGAUAAAAAAGAAAAGGUGAAAGUAAAUCAGCCUCAUGCUAUAAGUUCCUAUACCUCAUUUAUGGGGGGUGUCGACCUUCAUGAUUGGCUUCUUGAGAAACAUUCUAUAGCCAUCGAGGAAAGAAAUGGUAUUUUUGUCUUAUUACUAGGAUGA